AUGAUUGUUAAGAAGUCUACGUUGCUAUCCAUCGAUGCCUUCUCCAAGACACAGGAAGAUGUUAGAAUUCGAACCAAAUCAGGUGCCAUCAUCACCAUCUGCUGUAUAGUAAUUACACUAAUAUUAUUACUGAAUGAAUACAUUCAAUACACUCACAUUGUCUCCAGACCCACAUUGGUCAUUGAUAGAGAGAGAAACUUGAAGUUGGAAUUGAACCUGGAUAUUACUUUCCCAUCUAUUCCCUGUGAUUUAUUGAAUUUGGAUAUAUUGGAUGAUUCUGGUGAAUUACAAUUAGAUUUAUUGCAAGAGGGAAGUUUCACCAAAACCAGAGUAGAUUCCAAUGGGAAUGCCUUGGAUUCCAUGAAGUUUAAAUUGGAUGAUGAAGUUGGAGAAUAUCCACCACAAGAUGAUAAUUAUUGUGGUUCAUGUUAUGGUGCAUUGGAUCAAUCAAAUAACGAUAACUUACCAAAGGAUGAAAAAGUUUGUUGUCAAGAUUGUGAACAAGUUCGUAAUGCUUACUUGACUGCAGGUUGGGCAUUCUUUGAUGGUAAAAAGAUUGAACAAUGUGAAAGAGAGGGUUACGUGGCCAGGAUAAAUUCACAUUUAAAUGAAGGUUGUAGGGUUAAAGGUGACGUGUUAUUGAAUAGAAUCCAUGGUAAUAUUCAUUUUGCACCAGGAAGAGCCUUCCAAAACACAAAGGGUCAUUUCCAUGAUACCUCAUUAUAUGAACAAACAUUAUCGUUAAAUUUCAAUCAUAUUAUUAAUCAUUUAAGUUUUGGUAAAUCUGUCGAACAAUUGGCUGAAGUAAGAGGUGCAUCUGUUUCCACGUCACCCUUAGAUGGACAACAAGUCUCUCCAUCUUUUGAUUCUCAUCUUUAUAGGUAUUCAUAUUUCACGAAGAUUGUUCCAACAAGAUACGAAUGGUUAGAUGGUGUUGUAGCGGAAACUGCCCAAUUUAGUGCUACAUUCCAUGAAAGUCCCGUCAACGGAGCCAUGGAUCCAGAACAUCCUCAUAUUAGACAUUCGAGAACGGGAUUACCAGGUGUGUUUAUUUAUUUUGAAAUGUCGCCCUUGAAAGUAAUUAAUCAAGAACAGCAUUUUAAAUCCUGGUCUGGUGUGUUUUUACAUGGUAUUACUAGUAUGGGUGGGAUCCUUGCCGUGGGGACCGUGCUGGAUAAGAUAUUUUAUAGAGCUCAAAGGACUAUACAAAAGAGGUCCGCCACGUACUGA
This is a messenger RNA of Naumovozyma castellii, 1230 nucleotides long. RefSeq names its product endoplasmic reticulum-Golgi intermediate compartment family protein. The transcript has a single exon. The record is from RefSeq and is a predicted model, not a curated record. Lineage: Eukaryota; Fungi; Ascomycota; Saccharomycetes; Saccharomycetales; Saccharomycetaceae. The coding region runs from base 1 to 1230 and encodes 409 amino acids.